Ananas comosus (pineapple) is the source of this 2518-nucleotide messenger RNA. Its product is annotated as putative lipase YDL109C. NCBI's taxonomy places the organism in Eukaryota, Viridiplantae, Streptophyta, Magnoliopsida, Poales, Bromeliaceae. The transcript has 12 exons. The record is from RefSeq and is a predicted model, not a curated record. The coding region runs from base 503 to 1684 and encodes 393 amino acids.
AUUCUUAGCCCUUCUCUUUCUUUUUGGUUAAUUGUAGCUGGGAUUCGUGAUCUUCGAAUGUCGCGGAGACCAAUUUGAUUUGGAUUUUGAGAAAUCACGCUUGAGAAUUUGUGGAAUUUUGGCUUUUUUUUGGGAUAUUUUUAGUGGGUGAAUGAGCCUUUGGUGAUUAUUUGGUUUAAUUUUGCUUCGCUGUGUCCCCAUUUUUGGGUGAUUUUGGUGGAUUAGUGUAAGAGGUUUUUGAUUAUGGUAUUGGAGAUGAGAUUUACGGUUGAUAGAUUUGUAGUUGUAGAGAAUGGAUUCCGAGUUUUUGCGAUUUUUGGCAAUCUAUAGUAUUGGGCAUGUUUGGGGUCUCUUUGGCUUGGCCAUUUAAUAGAUUUGUUUAAAGAAGCACCAAAAACUAUUUUUUCUCACUAUUUGUUUAAAAAGCUUGUUCCUACAGCAGGAAAUGAAAGUUUUGAAUUGAAGUUUCUACUUUUGGGGCCUAAAUGUGCAUUUCACUUAUAUGUCACAUGAAAAGAUACGUACUUUUUCGGUUGUCAGUUUGAUGGGUCAUGCAUCGUCCAGUGAUAAUUCCAAGAUCAAACAGGGGCCCGAUCACCUCCUCGUCCUUGUUCACGGCAUCAUGGCUAGUCCUAGUGACUGGAUUUAUGCAGAGGAACAGCUGAAAAGGCGGCUGGGUAGCAAUUUCUUGAUCUAUGCAAGUUCAUCCAACAGUUAUACAAAAACGUUUGGUGGGAUUGAUGGAGCUGGAAGGCGAUUAGCAGAUGAAAUCUUAGAUGUGGUUCAACAGACAGAUAGCUUGAGGAAAAUCUCUUUCUUGGCACAUUCCCUUGGCGGUUUGUUUGCAAGAUACGCUAUUGCUGUACUUUAUAACUUGGAAAAUUUGAGAAGGGGCCAGCAUGGUUAUUCUACGAGUCAUACAAAUGGAAAUUCAGACAAACUAAAAAGCUUAUCUGCAUCGGGGACAAUUGCUGGACUUGAGCCGAUAAAUUUUAUUACCUUGGCGACCCCACAUCUCGGGGUUAGGGGGAAAAAGCAGCUUCCGUUCUUAUUGGGCGUACCGAUAUUGGAAAAACUCGCACCACCUUUAGCUCCCAUCUUUAUUGGGCAAACUGGUCGACAACUGUUCUUGACAGAUGGGAAACCCAGCAAGCCACCGCUUCUUUUACGAAUGACAUCUGACUCUGAAGAUAAAAAGUUCAUAUCUGCUCUUGCUGCCUUUCAGUGUCGAAUUUUAUAUGCUAAUGUGUCUUAUGAUCAUAUGGUUGGCUGGAGAACAUCUUCAAUCAGGAGAGAAACAGAGCUUAUUAAGCCCUCCCGUCGAUCUUUGGGUGGCUACAAGCAUGUUGUAAAUGUGGAAGAUUGUCCUCCGGUGUCCUCCGAAGGACCCCAUUUUCCAUCAGAAGCAGCCAAGGGAAAGGAAGCAGCCCAAACUGAGCCAAACACAGAAAACACCGCAGAAUAUUAUCAUCUGAUGGAAGAGGAGAUGAUACAAGGGUUGCAAAGGAUAGGUUGGAAGAAAGUUGAUGUCAGCUUUCACUCGGCACCUUGGCCCUUAUUUGCUCAUAACAAUAUUCAUGUGAAGAGAGAAUGGCUUCACAAUGCUGGUGCUGGUGUUAUUGCUCAUGUUGCUGAUAGUAUAAAGCAGCAAGAGUCUGCUACAUUAAUUGCCGCAAAUCUAUAGGUAUACGGGAAAUUCUUUUUUUGAGAGAGAGAAAGGUAGCAUGCUACCGCUUCAUUCGGUAUACGGAAAAUUCUGAGUCCAUACUUCAGACAAUAUUUUCUUCUUUAGACACUAAAGACUGCAAUAUACAACCAAAGAGCAGACAGCUGGUUAGACACAUUUUUUUCUUUUUCAACACAAAUUUUUACCGGCAUUUUCCUCAUCUCGAUGAAUCAGUAACCGGUAGGAAGAGCAUAAGCGGAAGGAUUAAAGCUUAAAAGAGUAUAGAACUGGUAAGAAGAUGUUGAAAUCAUGCAGAGAAACUGCUUUAAAUGCCAUAAAUACGUGAAUGACUAUAAAUGAAGAAGGGGCAGUCACCCCAUGGCUAUGUGGACAUAGAUACUUAAAUGCUGAAUAAAAGUUAAAUGUGGGGUUUUUAUUUUCCUCCCCCUUUAUCCCUUUCUCUAAUUUUCCUUUAUUUCCCGAGGCCUAGUUGCCUCAUCCUGUAGCUAAAUUCACUACCUAAAUAAAUGAAGCGGUAGCAUGCUACCUUUCCCUCAAAAAAAAAAAAAAAAGUUUAAAUGUGACUAUAGUUGCAGAUGCUUUGACAUUUCUUGCAUACCAUGAAGAAAAGAAGUUAUCUUCAUUCCUGAAGAGAAGCACUACGAUAGUAUAGAUUGAAGAACUACAAAUGUUUAUUGUUUGUUUGUAAAUCAGAUAAAUAUUUGUUUUUGCUAUAUGUGGCAGGUGUGUGAACAUUUUGUGAUUUUUUUGUUUCAUGGCAUGGCACUUGUGAUGGAAACGCAUCAGGGCCUAUUUGGAUCAAUUAGAGCUUCUAUAAAAGUGUUAGUUAAA